This is a messenger RNA of Hydractinia symbiolongicarpus, 2216 nucleotides long. RefSeq names its product wee1-like protein kinase 2. Gene Ontology annotation, molecular function: magnesium ion binding; non-membrane spanning protein tyrosine kinase activity; ATP binding. The transcript has 15 exons. The coding region runs from base 304 to 2037 and encodes 577 amino acids. Gene Ontology annotation, cellular component: nucleus. Gene Ontology annotation, biological process: mitotic cell cycle; protein phosphorylation. NCBI's taxonomy places the organism in Eukaryota, Metazoa, Cnidaria, Hydrozoa, Anthoathecata, Hydractiniidae. The record is from RefSeq and is a predicted model, not a curated record.
UAUUAGUUCUCAAAAAAAUUCCAAACCCUCCAGCUGAAUUAAGCACCUAAGAGUAGGUGAGUUGUCACUAAUUUUGUGGUUUUACGAAAUUAAAUGUUUAGUUUUUAUUUAACCAAAUUAGAGACCCAAAGUCUGAAAAUUAUUGCCUGCAGUGUGAAAAUUAUUAUCUGAAUAAUUUCUUAAGGACAGUAAUGUGCUACUAACUAUAUACAAUGAAGGUUUAUAACAGCCAGUACUUGCAGUACAUAUAAAAACAUCACAUUGUUUUAGAAAAUUGAUAUUGCUAAUUAAUAUACAUAAAUUAUGGAUAACCUUGCAAAAAAUCUAUUUGAUGAGUUCUCUGACAACGAAUCUGAUUUGUUGGCCACUCCACCAAUGAAACGACCACAUACACCAACCUUUCGUGAGGGCAAUCAAAGACCAAUGCCAAGUAUAUUUGAAGAUAGAAGUUUUGGAAGUCCGAAGUCAGGGGAUUCAUUUCUAGGAGAUGAGCUAAACAGCACAGAUGAAAUGUUGUCACCAUCAUGCUCGCCUAUGAAGCUAGUCCAAUCUCCAGGGAGAGGUUUUUCAAUGCAGUCACCACCGUCAAUACAAAGAGGAUUUCUUGCAUUGAGAUUGUUUGAUACUCCCCACACUCCAAAAACAUUGUUAAAUAAAUUUAAAGAUGCUGCUGGAGAAUCACCAAAAAGUAGUCCAAAAUCUCAAACAAAGUUGAACAGUAGAGUAAGAUUAAAGGACCAGUUUGCACAUAUCAAAGAUACCAACAGAAAAAGACCAAAUAGUGAGCCACGUAAUAUUGGUAAAAAUGUUGUGUAUGCUAAUAUAAAUCCAUUUACACCUUCAGCUGCUGGGGUCAAACAUAAGCGAACUCGUCAAGAAUUUGAAAGUGAAUCUGUGUUGAGUGAUGAUAAUGAUUCUGAUGGUGAAAUGCAAGAAAUUUAUGGAAACCCUACAAAGAAGCUCACAUUGAGAGAAACCAACAUAUCACGAUAUAAUGCUGAAUUUGUGGAACUGGGAAAAAUCGGAACUGGAUCUUUUGGUUCAGUUUAUAAAUGCCUCAAUAGAUUAGAUGGCUGUAUAUACGCGUUGAAAAGAUCUUUAAAACCACUGGCUGGAUCAAUUGAUGAACAAAUGGCACUUCGUGAAGUGUGGGCGCAUGCAGUGUUGGGGCAUCAUCAGCAUGUUGUACGAUACUAUUCAGCAUGGGCAGAAGAUUGUCACAUGUUAAUACAAAAUGAAUAUUGUGAUGGUGGCAACUUGUCUGAAACUAUAACUAAAAACAGGAUGAAUAACUUGGUAAUGAAAAUAGAAGAUCUUAAACAACUUUUACUUCAACUUUGUAAGGGACUUAAAUAUAUACAUUCACAGAAGCUGGUCCAUCUCGACAUUAAACCAGGAAACGUCUUUCUUUGUUAUUCUCACCAAUCUAAAAAUACAGAAGAAGGAAGCGGUGAUGACGGUUACUAUGGUGACGAUGUAGAAUCUACUAAACAAAACACGGCGUACAACAUUGUUUACAAAAUUGGUGAUUUGGGUCACGUGACAUCGAUACACAAACCACAAGUGGAGGAUGGUGAUUGUAGAUUUUUACCGAAUGAACUUUUACAAGAGGAUUAUGACUAUUUGCCAAAAGCUGAUAUUUUUGCUCUUGGAUUGACAAUAUACCUUUCGGGUGGUGGUGACGAUCUCCCAAAAAAUGGACCAAACUGGCACACAAUAAGAACAACAGGUUUACCAAAUCUACAACAAUACCCAAAAGAACUAAACUCUCUGUUGUCGAAAAUGAUUACAAAGGAUCCCGCCUUGAGACCAUCUGCAUCAGAAAUUUUGCAGGGUCGUUUACUUGGUCAAAUGUCUAAGGAUCAAUUACGUAAAGAACUGAAUGAAGAAAAGUUUAAAAAUAAAAUCCUGGCUAGAAAACUGCAAGCUGCAGAAACAGCAGCAUCAUCGACACAGAGUAUAUUCGACACAGGAAAAAAUAAACGAUUGGUCGGUAACAAAGUGACACGUAGUAUGAGCAUGAGUGUGAUCAUGUGAUCAAAUGCAGAUGUAUUUGUAUAUGCGACAUUUUUAUUCUUGUACAUACGCAAUGGGUAUAUAAUGUACAUGUUUUAAUUCGGAGUCUUUUAUAGUAAUUUUUAGCGUAGAUUUUCAAAGUGAGGUUUAUAGUUUUUUUAACUCAUUUUUUGUGCAUUGCACUUGAUAUCCCUUCGUGA